Molecule: messenger RNA, 231 nt
Organism: Ambispora gerdemannii
Lineage: Eukaryota; Fungi; Glomeromycota; Glomeromycetes; Archaeosporales; Ambisporaceae
Source: the annotation of a GenBank genome assembly
AUGGUCAAUCAAAUGUUUAAAGGCAAAAAAAGGUUAUCGGUAUAUGAGAUUGGUGAUCUAUUGGGAUCAAAAUUUGGCAUUAUUGAUGUUUUUUAUUGUGCUGGUGAACUUGAAUCUUUGGGCACUACUAACUUUCAUGAACUUGAUAUUAUACCAUCUAGUAAAAUAUCAAUCAGAGAAGCAGCACAGCUCCAAAGUGUAGCAGUAGAUGUCAUGGUGGACAUUCAUUGA